AUGGGUGACCCACCGCUCAUCAACCCACAACUGUCGGAUACCGGUCGAGACUCCGAGAUCGAUUCCGGAGGAGGACGUGGCGGCGGAGGCGGCGCGGAAGGUGGCGGAGGGGGUGGCGGAGGUAGUGGAGGUGGAUCCAGUGAUGUCGGACCAAGCGGAAAGGGGCCUAGCGGAAAGGGGCCUAGCGGAAAGGGGCCUAGCGGAGGGGGACCAAGCGGAAGCAGACCGAGUGGAAGUGGACCGAGCGGAGCAGGCGGAACCGGUGGGUCCGGAACCGGGCGAGGCGGCCCUUCCCAUGUUCCCGACCCCGCCCGUGUUCCUGCCCCCACCCCUGUUCCCGUUCUCGUUCCUCCUCCAGUCUCCGUCGUGCUGGUGACGCCGAGACCAAAGCCUCCACCCAGCGAGUUGAUCUGCACGGUCGGCAGCUUCGCGCUCUUCCCCUACAUGUACCCGCCGGACGACCUCUGCAACUACGUGUUCUACACCGACGUCGUGGUGGUCAAGAACUCGCUGUACGGCAUCGAGGCGGACGCCAGCUGGAAGCAGUUCAAGAAGCACAUGAAGACCUACACCGUGACGCAAGGCGGGAUUAGCUUCGACGUCCGCUAUUUGGUACCCCAGAAGAUGGAUCACAAGGUUCUGCAACGGGAACUCACCAAUCUGGCAGCGGACAACAUAAAGCACUACGGCGUACUCAAACUAUUAGGACGGCUUACCACGCUGGAUACAUACAUGAGUAACGCCAUACGUGUGCUUGAAAUAUUAAGAGCGUCUCAAACGAUCAACGCCAGGAUCGUAAUGGCAAUCGGCUUGUACGAUUACGCCGAGCCGAACGCCUGGGAGCGCUACCGCUCCGAGAUUACCAAAGCCGUCGAACAAACGAAGGCUGACACGGUCAUAGCCAUCAGUUCCACGGGCUGGAUAGAGAACGUAAAGAAGUGCUUCUCCGCUCCGACUUCCAUGUUCGACUACAAGAGACUCACCGAUCCGCAGAGAACAGCUGCGAUGUCCUACCCCGACCUUAACACCCAAGGGUACCUGGCCACCUUGAGGUACACCAAGAACACCACCAGGUUGGGUCUCUCUCUGGAGAUGGGCACGCUGCUGUACGUGCUGAACGGAACCAAAAGUGAUAUCGAUAAAAGGGCGUACCACCAGUGCAAGAACUUCUACCUCACACAAUUAGACACCGUGGACUGUCAAGGUUAUACAGUCAGCACCUUGCUCCCUGGUGGCAUGAAAAUAGGCUCGCCGCAAACUCGUAACGACAUACUUCUCAGUUGGGAGGACGAAGACUCAUUAACAGAUAAGCUGGACGCCCUCAAGAAGUCCGGCAAAUUUCGCGAAGGCUGGUCGUGGCUUCUUUACAACGUUCACCUCGGGGACAUCUCCAAGAGAUGCUCGGUAGACCCUUUCGAGCGGGUCCAGUUCCUCAAAGAUCGUCUGAUUGCGCCUGACUGAGUCUUCGGAGCGUGGUGGUUGGACUUGUUUUUGGGGUGUGCGGUUUACAUCUGUUCGCUUGUGGGACGAUACAGACCGUGCCAGCGAAAGAAGCUUUGAGUCGUCUGUGAUGUGCUAGAUACAUUUUGUUAUUGGAACGAAGCACUUUUUUUACUUGUUUUGUAAGAGAAAAUAGCCACCCGCUCCCCCGGGAGGCAAUAGCAAGAUGUCGCCGAAUUCGUGAUGCUGUUAGCCUCGGCGCUCAUUGUGGCAGCGAUGUAUCAGACCUAUACAGGAAGCAAGCAAACACCUGUUCACUUGCUUCCCCUGUUCUCCAUGUCCUCUAGUCGCCCACGUGUUUAUCACGAUAUGUAGCCGCAUCUGGGGUCGUCCGACUUCGUCAGACAGCUCACGUUUCAAGCCUCAUACUUGUCUUUCCUACAUGGUUGAUAAAUACACUCUUAUGCAAAGUUACACCCUUUGGUUUGUAUCUCUGCCACACAACAAUCGUCAUCUGCCUUGCUUGCGUUUCCUUUCUUGAAAACGCCG
Molecule: messenger RNA, 1989 nt
Organism: Dermacentor andersoni
Lineage: Eukaryota; Metazoa; Arthropoda; Arachnida; Ixodida; Ixodidae
Source: RefSeq, a predicted model, not a curated record